GUCAUAUGACCGGUCACGUGCUCGAGGCAGCUCAGUCCAAAAGAAAAUGGGGUUUGGUGUAAAUCUGGGGGUGUAAUGUUAUCAUAUAUCACGCUACCUCGUAAAACCGACACUGAAGCCUGCCGGACAACAAAUCACAGGUCAAAAUUAUGAGCUCUUCGUAUUAUGUGAAUGCGCUUUUUAGCAAAUAUACGGCGGGGGCUUCUCUUUUCCAAAAUGCAGAGCCUACUUCUUGCUCCUUUGCAAGCAACUCCCAGAGAAGCGGCUAUGGACCAGGCGCGGGUGCCUUCGCCUCCUCCAUGCCCGGCUUGUACAAUGUGAACAGUACCAUAUAUCAAAGCCCGUUCUCUUCCGGAUACAGCCUGGGCUCUGAUGCCUACAACCUGCAUUGUUCCUCUUUUGAUCAGAACAUUCCCGUCCUCUGCAAUGAGCUAACCAAACCCAGCUGUGAGAAAGCGGAGGAAAGCAACCUGCACAACCAGGCUGAGCCUAAUUUCCGGAUAUACCCCUGGAUGAGGUCUUCAGGUCCAGAUAGGAAGCGAGGGCGCCAGACUUAUACCCGCUACCAGACCCUGGAGCUGGAGAAGGAAUUCCACUUCAAUCGUUAUCUGACUCGGCGGCGGAGGAUAGAGAUCGCCCAUGCUCUCUGCCUGACGGAGAGGCAGAUAAAAAUCUGGUUCCAGAACCGGAGGAUGAAGUGGAAGAAGGAGCACAAGGAAGAGAGCUCCAGCACCCCGGCUCCCACAGAGCCCACGUCAGCAGCAGCCUCUGUCGAGAAAGUGGAAGAAGACGAGGAAGAGGAGGACUAAGAAGUCCCACUCGAGGAAGCGAUCUCUUAGUCUAAUGUAUGCACAUGACAGUUGGGAAAGCUCCCUUUAAAGAAGGAAAAAAAAAAAUAAUGGAGAGAGACUUAAUGUUUUUAUUAAAAAAAAAAAAAUCAUUUCCCUCCAAUAAUCAUCUUGCAAGUGAGCAUUUGCAGGCAUUAAAACGUUUCUUGGGGCGGUUUCCCAGUCUUCUGUCCACUCUCCCGUGCUCCCCAGACCUACCCUGUGCCGAACCUUUUGGUAAUAUCUCCUAAGAGCAUUCUACAAUCAUUUAUUUUUUUUCGUUUACCCAAAAACGGGUGGGUGGGUUUCUCCAGGGGACAUUUCACUGGGAGAAGCGCUGCUUGCACAAAUAGUAAACCAUGACCUUCGAAGUAACUACCUGACUCAAUAGUCCCAAUCACGUGUAAGGGGAAAAGUGCAUUAGGCUCACAUUAAAAAAAAACUACCUAACUUUGAAUAAGUAGCUCUGCACUUCUCUUUUUCUCUUUUUUUUUGUGUUAAUUAUUGUUAAAAAAAUAUCAUAACUAACAGCUACACUAGCAAAAGGUUAAACAGCAAGUAAGGGGCGGGGGGUGGGGGGGGGAGAUGUUCCACAAACCACUACGAUCUACAGCAAUGAUUUGUACUACCUAUUUUCCAGACUACCUAUAUAUCUUGCUCCGCCUACCUAUCUUUGAAAGUAUACUGUAUUUUAGUAGUCAAAAGGAUGUUACAAGAUUACUAAUGUGAAUCGCAAAAUGCUUUUAGAAAUGUAAGCGUAGUCGUUUGAAAAGCACGCAUCCAUAGCUUUGGUAUAGAAUUUGGUACCGAAAAGGCUGAAUAUAUUUAAAUUUAAAAUAAUAUAUUUAUUCCAAAGCAAUUAUAAAUGAAAACCAUAUGCUGCAAUAUAUCUUUGUUCUUGAUUCUUUACUAUUCCGAGUGAGGAAGCAAACACACACCAAUAUUGUACAAAGCGGUUUAAUAUCUCCCAUUGGCUUCUACCUUCGGCUGCCUUUGCUAAAGGCCGUUUUCUUAUUCUAGGUUGACCUUGCUUAAUAUAGAGGAAGUGUUAUUUGAAAACUGAAUUUAAAUGACCAUGUAACCAGCUUUAAAAAAAACAAACCACAACAAACAACAAACUGUUUGUCCUGAUUAUCUGAAAAUGUUAUUAUGUAAUACCGUGAUUUUUCCUACAAUAACAGAUACUGGUUGGGUUUUGUUUUGGUUUUGGGUUUUUUUUUCUUUGUCAUUUAUAUUCGUCUUGGAGCUCAUUUGUAAGAUCAUAUCAUAAAUUGGGAAGUAUGUAAUUAAUUUGGAAACUUUGUAGCAUGGUGUAUUGUUAAGAACUCUGUAUAAAUCCGUCGUAAAGGUUUGGCUAAAGUUCUUUCAAAAAUUGUAUGUUACAAUGUGUUUCGAUGUGUUCAUUGUGAACAUUUGGAUAUGCCGUGUAAGUAUUGGAAGUGGGGAAAAAAAAUGUCCGUGAACUCUCUUUGGAAGUGAUACCGUGUUCAAGUAUCUCCCACGAUAAAUGUGUUUUAUGUUAUACAGAAAAUAAAUAUGCUUGUUGACAAUGAA
Neopsephotus bourkii (Bourke's parrot) is the source of this 2381-nucleotide messenger RNA. It is a transcript of the gene HOXA7, whose product is annotated as homeobox A7. NCBI's taxonomy places the organism in Eukaryota, Metazoa, Chordata, Aves, Psittaciformes, Psittacidae. Gene Ontology annotation, cellular component: nucleus. Bases 150 to 809 code for a protein of 219 amino acids. Gene Ontology annotation, molecular function: DNA-binding transcription factor activity, RNA polymerase II-specific; RNA polymerase II cis-regulatory region sequence-specific DNA binding. The transcript has 2 exons. The record is from RefSeq and is a predicted model, not a curated record. Gene Ontology annotation, biological process: anterior/posterior pattern specification; regulation of transcription by RNA polymerase II.